UCUGGGGGAGGAUUAUGACUUUGUAUCUGAUCACAUUAAGUCUGAAUUGUCAAUUGCCAUUCAAGAGGAGAUAUCAAGUGGACAGUUGAAUAUAUGAACAUGGAGUUCAGGGGAAAAGAUCCAGCCUACAUAUGUAGAAUAAGCAUAUUGUUGAUAUUUAAACUGUCACAGGACAAGAUCACCAAGAAAGUUGAGAUUUGAGUUCUGGAGCACUUCGAUGUUUACAGGGAGUAGAAACGAGAAAGAAUUGAUGGAGAACUGAUCACUAGGUUUUACACCACUGGCAUAUUGAAAUCUCAACAAUGGUGGCGAGAGUGAAAGCUUUUUUGGAGUAGACUCCAGAGAGAAUUGGAUAGACAGAUUUGAAGAUGACAUGUACAGAGCCUUCCUCCAGCCUUGCCACAAGUGUCAACAAGCAAGUAGAGGAAGUUCUCCACCAGAGGUGCUCAGAAUGCCGGAGAGAGGACCAGGAUGCAGAGGCAGCCACGACCCGUCCCUGGUCUUUGCUGUCACUGUUAUUGGGAUCACUGUGCUCCUGCUUGCCCUGAAGAGCAAGAACGUGGUGAAGAGUCGUCACAUCACCUUACAGAACUCUGAUACCAAGUACCCGCUGCCUUUGAUUGAGAAAGAGCAAAUCAGCCACAACACUCGGAGGUUUCGCUUUGGACUGCCCUCCCUGGACCAUGCCUUAGGGCUUCCUGUAGGUAACUAUGUUCAUCUCUUGGCCAAAAUUGACGGUGUUGUGGUGGUCAGGGCUUACACGCCUGUGUCCAGUGAUGAUGACCUAGGCUUUGUGGACUUAAUCAUCAAGAUCUACUUCAAAAAUGUACAUCCUAAUCACCCAGAAGGGGGGAAGAUGACUCAGUACUUGGAGAACAUGAAAAUUGGGGACACCAUCCUUUUUCAAGGGCCAUCUGGGUGCCUGUUCUAUCAUGGGUCAGGGAAGUUUGUAUUCAAACCAUACAAAACGAGUGAGUCUGAAACUAAACUGGUGCAUCACCUGGGAAUGAUUGCUGGGGGCACAGGGAUCACACCCAUGCUGCAGCUCAUCCGCUGCAUCACCAGGAAGCCCAGUGACAAGACCAUGAUGUCCCUCAUCUUCGCCAACCAGACAGAGGAGGAUAUCUUGAUGAGAAGGGAGCUUGAAGAAGUUGCUAGAACUCAUCCAACGCAGUUCGGCCUGUGGUACACACUGGACAGGCCUCCUGCUGACUGGAAGUACAGCUCCGGCUUCAUUACCGAGGACAUGAUCAAGGAGCACCUCCCUCCCCCUGGGAAGUCCACGCUCAUCCUGGUGUGUGGCCCACCACCCCUGAUCCAGACAGCUGCGCACCCUAACCUGAAGAAACUGGGUUAUACCAAGGACAUGAUUUUCACCUACUAAAGCCUCUCUUGCUCUUUCCAAA
This is a messenger RNA of Odocoileus virginianus texanus, 1406 nucleotides long. The record is from RefSeq and is a predicted model, not a curated record. NCBI's taxonomy places the organism in Eukaryota, Metazoa, Chordata, Mammalia, Artiodactyla, Cervidae.